Molecule: messenger RNA, 4809 nt
Organism: Culex quinquefasciatus (southern house mosquito)
Lineage: Eukaryota; Metazoa; Arthropoda; Insecta; Diptera; Culicidae
Exons: 9
Coding region: 774-2516 (580 amino acids)
Biological process (GO): cobalamin transport
Molecular function (GO): cobalamin binding
Source: RefSeq, a predicted model, not a curated record
AACUUCAGCUGUUGUCAGUUGUCGUCGAGCCGCCGAUCGGAUAACACGUUUCGCCGAAGAAAGGGAACAAGAGUAUAUCCCCCCCUUAAAAGUGGGCCAGCUGAGCCGAACUCCAACAGUGCGGUGUGUGUGUGUCUGUGUUUAUAUACACGCUCUGUGAGUCAUAACAUUUUGGCACGAAACGGGAAGAUUGCUGUGUUGUAAGCCUGCACAGGAAAAACCGGGAGGAAAAGCGGCGGGAAAAGCAAUUUCGACAUCAACUAUUUCAUUGCUUUAAGCCGCUUUAGUGUCAUGUGGGAAGAUUAGGGCUGACACAUGAAAUAAUCCUGACUCGGUGCCGUGUUGGACGUGUGACAAAAGGUGCCGAUCGAGAUUUCACUGAACCUCCAAGCGACUGUUGAAGGGAAAACCCUAAAAGCAAAUUGGUGACGGUGGCUUUCGAGGUUUUAGCUGUAAACAGCGCGUGCUAGUGUGUGGUAGCAUAUGGAAUGUGUUUAGUAGGGAUGAAAAUUUUCUCCAAAACGCACUAGUACACGUACCAAUCUGGUGACGAGCGUCUUUAUAAUAUAACCACUGUGUUAAAGUGUGCACGUACAAUCGGAUUCAAUUUAGAUGGUACAAUCUCGGUGAAAUUAUAUUUAAUUGAAAUUCAGAUAAUCUCGUGUAGUGUGCUGUCUCCCGUACUGUAAGCAACGUCGUCGUUUGAAAUGCUGUAGCGGAAACUCAUUUGGAUUAGGAUUUCUCAAUUUGGCUGCUCACAACAACAGAUCAAAAUGGCUCAACAAAUGAAGCUCAACAUAUUUCUGAUUGUCGCCUUUCUCCUGCUGACCAAAUCCCUGGGAGAAAACACCACAACGAUCAUCACCUCGACAGCACAAAGUCUCCUGGAGACGAUACCCACAAUGGUAACGCAACAGCCCACAUCGAUUCAGUCUACGUCAGCGUCGUCGUCCUCCUCAUCAUCGUCAUCUUCCAGCAGUUAUGUGACGGACACGCAAACCUCAUCAACCGGAUCAACCUCAACAUCCGCCACGACAAUUUCGGUGUUGGUACCGCAGACUUCAACGCUGCUACCACCACCGCUGUACAUAUCAAACUACUCGACGAUAUCGCAGAUGCCAACGUAUCCGUCGUCCCCGAUGACCACCAAGCAGGAAUCAACAGAAGUCGAGGGUGAUCUGGGACCGGGACUGGGUCCGGGUGGUCCCGAUCAGAAGGAAAGCCUUGGCAUUCAGAAGGCCAUCGAUUGGCUGCGCGAGAAGCGAUUACCCGACUACAGUUGGGGUAACGACACCCACAUGGUAAUAUUGGCCAAGGAGCUGUCCGGGGCUCGAGAUCCGGGGGACAACGACAACCACGUGCAGGAAAUUACCGAUUUGGAAUCGAUGUUGUCGAUCAAGCAGAUGGAGAUUGAAGUGUUGACGAUGGUCGAUCGACAUCACUCGAUGCCAAAACCCGUCAAUACGGAUAAGAUCGCCAAGUAUAUUCUGGCGAUGGGAGCACUCUGCAAGGACGCGAGACACUUUUACGGACAUGAUCUGGUAGCUACGCUGGAGCAUCACGAGCACGAUCAAGGACAGGAGUACGAGUUUGCCUUGACGGCUUUGGCCGUGUGCAGUUCAGCGACGCACGUGCGAAAGAGGCAAAUCCGACGCUUGCUGGAUAUCGCCAGCGGGGAGGUGAACAAUGUUGAUACGAUCGCCAUGGUUUUGUUGGCACUGCGAUGUAUCGUUACUGAUCAUCGCCAUCGGCACCUGCAGCACUUUGUGCGCCGGCCAGCACGUGGUUUGGCCACUCUUCAGGGACCUCAAGGUAGCUUUGGUUCACUUCGUAGCACGGCGUUGGCUAUGCAAGCCCUUCAAGACCUGGAACCGGAUCCAGCUGGCAAGUGGAACAGAACUGCAGCGUCCGAGUGGCUACUCUCGAAGCAACGAAUCGACGGUGGCUGGUCCGAGGAGCCCAUCCAGGAUGGUCAAGAUGCUUCCGUCGGGGUUGGCCUCACGGCGGACAUCAUCCUGGCGCUGGGAUGGAAGGGCCUCGGAGCGGUCCGAGCACUGCAGUGCGAUCAUGUGAUACGAGAAUCGUCCGACAAUGGGUACGAAAACGGUGGAUCCAAAAUCGCUGAAGUCGUGUUGCAACCCAACCUGGAGGAAAACGAGCCACGAAACGUUUCGUACACGUACACGCUGUGGGUCGGUACGAACGAGACGGAAGAGUACUCGCUGGACUUGACCUCACCCAAGAACACCACGUUCUUCCGGGCGAUGAAGCAGGCAGCGGAAAUUGAUCCCAGGUUUGCAUUUGAAGCCCGAGAAUGGCCAAACGGACAUUAUGUGCACACGUUGGCGACCAGGAAGGAGGAGCCCAAAAGCUAUCACUACUGGCUGCUGUACAGAUUACCGGAAAAGCCGGACACUAAAAAUCCACCAGGAAACCAGUUAAUUGCUCCUUUGGGCGUUGAUGAACUGCUCGUCGAGGACGGCGAACAUUAUCUGUACUGGUACAAGAAACUUUAAAGCGCUUUUCCGCUGUUGUGCUUUGCAAAGUAAGAAGUAGGACUCCUUCCUGGCCCGACGCGACGCGACGGUAUGUAUUUAUUAUAAAGCUACAACGGCAAACACAAAAGGAGGGAGAUUGUGAGGAAAAACAGUAAAAUCACAAGCAAAAGCACGCUGGCUAGUACAUAUAUUUAUAACAGCAAUGGCAGAAGAGGCGCGAUAACAGAGAUGUUCUUCUGUUCAAGAAACGGUGAGCAAACCAGCGAGGAGCAACAGGACGAGGACCCAGACACCUGAAAGGUCGCUGAAGGUUGGGCAAGGUAGACGAAACAAUGGUAUUAGGGAACAUAAAGUCGAGAUAAGAUAAGCGGAAGUGCACGGAAAGUGAGAAGAAAAUCAUCAUUAAAAUCAGAAAGUGUCUGGUAGAAAAUUAAUUCGAAAACACCUGCUUCCUACCUACCUUCGCGUGCGUACACUUAAAAGGAAGACAAAAUAGUAAGCAACUUUAAAAGCAAAUUUUGGACCCAUUUUCCUUUAGAAACCAAGAAUUGGUCUUUGCAGUCUAUCGGCUUUUGUACACUGUAUUAUAGCAAAGUAACAAUAUAAUGGCUUUCAAUUUCUACACACGGAGUCAUAAUUUUGUCCCCCAAAUUCCCCCAAUUAUGAGCUUAUCUGAAAUAAAUGUGUUGACUGUUUGAAUGAACCCCACUUGUAUAUUUAGUGCUAUUCUCUACUUUUACCUUUGCUCAAAUCGUCCUUGUUUUGGACAGCACGACGUAGGGACACCAAAUUUGUUAAUGCUUUGUACUAGUUUUAACAAGCUAUAGCAGCAUGGAAUGAUAAUCUAAAGAGAAAUUAAAUAAAAAAGCUGAUGGGACCAAGAUAAAAAUGUGUUGCUUUCUAUAAAUAAAGUGUACACAUUUGUUGCAUUUUGUUUCCAAUUGCAGGAACAAAUCAUUUCAUAGCAAUGCUGGAAUAUUACAACUCAACGUUUAUUUGCGCUUCAGGAUUCUAGCGAAACUUUUUGAAAGCGUUUUUAUGUUUUUUUUAUUCAAAAUGAUUGUAAUUUAAAAACAUUUGCUUUAAUUUAAAUGGUAUUCAUAUUACCGGAAAUUCAUAUUAGCGAAAUUUAAAUUGCCGAAAUCGCUCCUUACAAGUUGAAAAUUGUAAAAGAAAAAACAUGAGAUAAAAUUUAGCUAAAGUUGAUAGUUUUCAGAUUUCCUUGAACCAAUGUUUAAUAAAUUAUGCAGAGUUCAGUUCUGAGGACCGUGCCAUGAACUGAGAAUGAACACAGUGUGCAUUCAUAUUUUUCACAUAAGCCGAUAAAAGUGAGAGAAAUAAAUUUAUGGCACUUAAUGAAUCGGGUUGAUCAACUGAAGAAAAAAAUGUUACAAAGUUACUUUCCAAAAAGUUAAAAUGGCUAGAUUAAAUGUACAGCAAAAAUAUCUUUUAUUGAUUUUAGUGUGUUUUAUUCUUUAAACAAAUGAAGACAUUGCUGAUGAUCUCAAAGUAACAGAAAUGUAACAAAUAAAGUUUAGUUUGGACGUAUAAUCCAGAAUUGUAUCGCCAAAUUUGUGGAAUCCUGGAAUCAUAAAGACCGCUUACACAAAAAAAAAAACAUUAAAAAUAUAAAGCUAAAAUCUGAAAAGAAGGAAAGGUCCCAUCGAAAGCUGCAACUGUAUCAUAAUGUACGUACAACAUGAACCGCAAUGUUCUGAACAACAGAAUAAACAAAAUAAAAUAAUAUACACAACACAUUGAGGUACGCAGUCAUAAUGUGAUCAAAGGAAAGGUUUAUUUUAAGCAUCAAUAUCGACAAUAAUUUAUGCAUUGUAUCAAAAAGUAAAAUAAACUGAAAAGUGCGCAAAACAAGCAAACAAACAAACAAACACGACAAAAGUAAUAAAACGAGCGCUGGCGAAAUUGGAACACAAAUCUAAUUCACUAAUAAAUAGGACUUGCUAUUGUAGGACAGCAACCGACUGGCAACUGGCGAGCAAAGGGAUGUUUCGAGGAUUCAACAUUGGUUCAUCAUAGAACAAUAUUCAAGACAUGGAAUUACUUUGAAAUUAGGAAAUAGUCAUCUCAAUUGCUUCAAUCCGUUUCUGGGUCUUGAAUAUUGCUCUAUGCAAAGGCCAUUGAAUUCUCCCCAACACAUUCCCCGCGGUGGAUUGGCAGCAAAAUAAACGACGGAAGUGUUUAAUAUACAUACGUACGUAGUGCAUCUCGUUUCAGGGAGAGGAUAUUUUGUUAUCAAUUGAGUACUGGCAUAAAACAGAAGAAGAACACGGAGGGAGAAAUUAAACAUACA